AUGAAUAUCUUCCAUUUAUUCUCCAUCAUUGUAAUCGUUUGUUUUCAGCCAAUAUCGUCGGUAUUGGCAACUAAAUUGAACGCUAAAACUUACAAGCCAUGCGCUGUUCCAGCAGUAUUCACUGAACAAUUUACGAAAGAAGACUUGGAAAGCUGGAAAUAUCGAUGGUUUUCACCUUCAGACCAUGGAGUAGGAUCCUUCAGUCUCGUGGAAGCACCAAACAAACAGUUAGCAAAUGAGUAUGGACUUAUAACAACAGUUCCAAGGAAGCAACACGUUGUCUCCAGUAAUUUCGACGUACCGAUUACAAGGGAAAGUCCUUCUAUACCCAUUGUUCUGUCUUUUCAAGUGAAGCCUACUGUUCGUUGGGACUGUGGACAUGUUAAUCUUAAGCUUGUCAGUCAGAAGUGUUCUCAUAAUGAAGAUAGUAAAGCUACUCUUCCCCUUAUAGAAUUUGGUGUGAAAAAAUGUGGGUUGUACGACUAUGCAUAUUUUUCUUUUGGCAGCUAUGAAAAUCAAAUUGUCUAUCAUUUGAAAAAUCCUCCUCAAAGCGGAUUGACAGAGUACAUGUCAAAUAUGUACACGCUGUUUUUACGAAAUCACACAUUUACAAUUCGAAGGAAUAAACAAGUUAUUGCCCACGGGGAUGUGGAAGCGGCGUUUUCAGAAUCACCUAUUAAGCAUUCAUCGAUCCAGCACCGAGCCAGUCAUGCAGAAGAAGCUACUGUGGUAACUCCCUAUUACAGUCCAAGCGAUGUAUUUCUUCUUCUUUUAUCGCGAGAUUAUUCAUAUCCGCUUAGUGCAACGGGAAUCGAGCUAGAUGUUUGGAGUGAAGCUCCUGGUGUCUUCGUGAAUAACAUAUAUUUUGGAUUCUCUGAAAAUGAUGCUAUGCUUUUUGAAAAUGAGACGUUUGAUAUAAAAAACUUAUUAGAAUCUAAUCAAAGUGUAAAUAGCUUUGGUUCUGGUGGAAUGGUAAAGGCCUUGCUAAAACUAAUGAUAAUGAACCUGAAGAAUUCGUGGUCGAACAUAUAUGAUGCCACUUAUGGUAACGUUUAUAAUUAUUUUUACGAUAUUUGGAUUACAGAAGGUACGAUUUUACCAAAAGAAGCAUGGCAAUAUCUUUACCAUGCUAUAUUGGUGAUUUUUGUAGCAGUUUCUCCAGUUCUUUACUGGAUGCUCCAAUCAUAA
This is a messenger RNA of Schizosaccharomyces osmophilus, 1188 nucleotides long. Its product is annotated as calreticulin/calnexin-like protein. The record is from RefSeq and is a predicted model, not a curated record. Gene Ontology annotation, biological process: protein folding. The coding region runs from base 1 to 1188 and encodes 395 amino acids. Gene Ontology annotation, cellular component: endoplasmic reticulum membrane; endoplasmic reticulum. Gene Ontology annotation, molecular function: calcium ion binding. The transcript is spliced from 2 exons. Lineage: Eukaryota; Fungi; Ascomycota; Schizosaccharomycetes; Schizosaccharomycetales; Schizosaccharomycetaceae.